GGCCAUAACAACCACCCAAGAAGGCGUUGAGCUACUACGAAGGAAAUACGGGGCCAAAACUGAGAACAAAACCAUCCAAGAUUAAUUCUUAGUUGCAGCUAACGUCGGCAAUUCACCCGAAAGUCAUUGCAAGUGGAACCUGAGUGAUCAUUGGAGAUUAAAUGCAGACGCUGACGUCGAAUCGUGCGUAAACGAGCGGAGUUGGAAAAAGAAGGUGUUGAGCUGCAUUUUUUCUCUCACCCCCUCUGCCAGGGACAACUUGGGUCGGAGUGCUGCUUUUUUUUUGUUCUUUUGUCAGAGGCGAGACGAAGAUAAAGAUAGCAGACAAACGACUACCAUCCACUCCGACAUGGCAGGUGGGGCCUGGGGCUCUGGGACCUCUUCAGAGGAUCUGUGGCGGACAUGCGACUGAGGACUGAAGGGAGUGCCAUCGCCUGAGCAGAAUGACUCGGCAAGAGGGGGGACCCCCACGUAGCAAGUGAAGAGACGUGAGGAUGGGUGCCAAUGGAUCCAGCUAUCCACACUCAUGCUCCUCGCGCAUGGGAGCCAAUGCACAGACGCAGCAGACCUUUAUUGGGACCUCGUCCUACUCGCAGCAAGGAUACGCCUGGGAGUCUAAGCUUUACAGCCUGGAGCAUGGCCACGAGCGGCCAACCGACAGGAAGAAGAAAAGCCUUGGCCUGGCUACCCUCAAACGGCGGUUCAUCAAACGAAGAAAGUCCAGUCGCUCGGCGGAUCACGCCCGGCAGAUGCGGGAGCUGCUGUCCGGCUGGGAUGUCCGAGACACUAAUGCCCUGGUGGAGGAAUAUGAGGGAACAGCGGCACUCAAGGAGCUGAGCUUCCAGGCCAGCCUCGCACGAGCUGAGGCCCCCAGCUUGCCUCGGGAUCUGGCUGCCCUUUAUCAGCAUAAGUACUGCACUGACGUGGACCUCAUCUUCCAAGGAACUUGCUUCCCAGCGCACCGGGCCAUCCUUGCUGCUCGCUGCCCAUUCUUCAAGACUCGGCUGUCCUCUUCCCCUGGCUAUGGAGUGGAGGUCCACAUGGACAUUGAGACAGCAGGCAUCGAUGUGCCCAUGUUCUCUGCGCUACUGCAGUACUUGUACACCGGAGAAUUCGGAGUGAGCAGCGCAGAGGAUUCCAGACUCCAGAAUGUGGACGUGCUGGUGCAGCUCAGUCAGGAGUUUGGUACGCCCAACUCCCUGGAAGCAGAUAUGAAGGGCUUGUUUGACUAUAUGUGCUACUAUGAUGCCCUGCUGAGUUUCUCUUCAGACUUUGAAAUGGUCGAGAGUUUCAAUGAGCGAGGUGCUGGAGUGCCAGCUGCCAUCUCAGGAGGCGGUGGAGGUCCAGGCACCCCAGAUGAGGACCUUCGAGCUCAUAAGGCUAUCCUCUCUGCACGCUCCCCUUUCUUUAGAAACCUUUUGCAGAGGCGCAUUCGUACUGGAGAGGAAAUGACUGAGCGCACGCUGCAGACUCCGACCCGUAUUGUGCUGGAUGAGUCGAUCAUCCCACGCAAAUAUGUGCAGGUGAUUCUCCACUGCAUGUACACAGAUGUGGUGGAGCUGGGACUGGUUCUACGUGGUAGCCACUCUGCGGGCAGCCUCGGAGAGGUACAAGCCUUGGUUUCAGGGGGCCGGGGGGCCAGCACGCGCACAGAGGAGGCCAUGGAGCUCUACCAUAUCGCUUUAUUCUUGGAGUUCAGCAUGCUGGCACAGGGCUGUGAGGACAUUAUUAUAGAAAGCUUGUCUCUCGACUCGCUCGUGCCCAUCCUCAAGUGGAGCUCGCAACCCUAUGGGUCCAAGUGGGUACACAGGCAGGCCAUGCACUUCCUCUGCGAGGAGUUCUGUCAGGUUGUCACCUCAGAUGUUCUCUAUGAGCUCGGCAAGGAGCACCUUCUCAGCGCAAUCCAGUCAGACUACCUACAGGCCAGUGAGCAGGACAUUCUCAAGUAUGUUGUUAAGUGGGGCGAGCAGCAGCUUAUUAAGAGGAUGGCAGACAGGGAGCCAAAUCUGUUGAGCGGCACAGCCCACAGCGUCAACAAGCGAGGAGUAAAGAGAAGAGACCUGGAUGUGGAAGAGCUGAAGGACAUCCUGUCCCCCCUCCUGCCCUUCAUUCGAACCGAGCACAUUUUGCCUCCACACAGUGACAUCCUCUCUGAUGCGCUCAAAAGAGGUUUGAUAAGCACCCCUCCGUCAGACAUGCUGCCAAUGGCCGAGGGUGGGAAAGCCAAUGCUUGGUUGAGGCAGAAGAACGCUGGCAUCUAUGUGCGUCCUCGCCUCUUCUCUCCUUAUGUAGAAGAGACAAAGUCAGUGCUGGAUGAAAUGAUGGUGGAGCAGACUGAUCUAGUGCGUCUACGACUCGUGCGCAUGUCCAACGUCCCAGACACCCUCUACAUGGUCAACAACGCCGUGCCGCAGUGCUGUCACAUGGUUAACCAUCAGCAGAUGACCGUUAACUCAGUCACUGCUCCAUCAGUUGUAGCCAAUGAAAUCCCAGUGCCGCAGCUCUCGGUGGUGAAGGAGAUGAUCCGGAGGCUACAGGAACUGAGACACACAGAGCAAGUGCAGCGAGCGUACGCCCUCAACUGCGGAGAGGGCGCCACAGUCAGCUACGAGCUUCAGUUGCGAGUGCUUCGGGAGUUCGGUCUGGCUGACGGAGCCACCGAACUUCUACAGAACCCGUCCAAGUUCUUUCCUGACGAACGGUUCGGAGACGAGAGUCCGAUUCUGGCUCUGCGCCAGGUGGGUCGAUGUCGUGUAAACAGCAGCCCAGCCAUGGAUAGCAUGUUCACAGAGCUGGAAGGCGUAGCUGGCUUCCACCUGCCGCUACCUCCCCCGCCUCCCCCGUACCACCCCCCUGCUAUGCCCAGCCAUGCUCAGCUCAAAGGCGCCUGGCGUCCCCGUGUUCCCAUCCCAACCCCGACCCGUUCCUUCUCCUACCCCUGCAACCGCACCCUGAGCCAGCGCCAUGCAGCGGCCAAAAAUGGCGGCUCGGACUUCUCCUCUGUGCCCAGACCCCAGGCCCCAGACUGCACUGAACCACAAGCUAUGGGCCGAACCUUGCUUUCUGAACAGCAAGCGAUGGGCAUGGAGCCUGUUAUGAGGGAGUUCAUGCCCGACAUCGCGCUGGGCAUCUCGGUCAUGUCGCUGAGGGAGCUUGAGCGUGAAAGCCCUCUCAGCCCCAUGGGUCCGCCAGGCCAUCAUCUGCCCCAGGGGCCCUGCCCUUCCAUCCGCCACAGCCACGGCCCUGGACACGGACACUCCUGCAAGAGACAUGCUCCCGAACCCAAGCCGGAGGUCCAAGCAGAGUUCCCCGACCUGUACGACUUCUCCCGUCGACCUUCUUCUCCGGCCUCCGUGCACCCUCUUUCCACAUUUGCGGGACCAGACCUCUACAGCCACAACUGCACCCCCUCCGGAACCUUUACAACCACCUACAUCACUGACUCUCAGUCCCAGGGCCACGUACAGGGACGGACUGGUCCAGACCCGCUACGGUUGGAUGUCCUCGGUAUGACCUCUCAGAGGCAUGACGCAGUUAGUCCCUCGGGGCCACAGCCCAGGGUGGGACAUGCGCAGAGGGCCCGCUCAAAUGAGACGGACCUGACUCACGGCCUAGGCCACCUGCGCUCUCCCAGCGGAAACAUGGACUGCUAUGAGGACAGAAUGGCUGGACCUAGAGAUGCCCCAGAGGAGAUGGUUGUUGCUGGAGAGUCCUCUGGCCCGGGGGCCCUUCAGCAACCUCACAGGAACAGUGUCAGUGAGGACAUUGCCAGAGACCGCAGGUCACCCAGUAAGCCUGACUACCCAUACAAAAAAUCUGCACUUUAACCCCAGCAAUUGAGUUAAGAAAAGGGAAUGACUGACAGCCCAUUGUAUUGAAUGGUCAAGCACUAAAUGUGUGUGUGUGCGGGGCGUGCGUGCGUGUUCAACGGAAGCAUGAGGAGAGGUGAUUGCUACUUAGAGACUGUCCUUUUUGUCCUACCUCUGCCACUUGACUCCAUCCGUCACAGUCAGAGCCAAAGGGCAAAUGUGCAUCACCUCAAGGUCACCAGUUGGGAUGGGUCCGCAUGCUGAUUUGUUGCUUGAGUCAGUACCUUGCCAAUCGUGCGGGUCACAACACUUAAUGUAGCUCAGUUGUCAAGUGGUAGUCAAACAAACACUCCAUUCAUGUGGAUGACCGUCAGAUGGCAGGAUAAGAUUGUCCAUUUACAAAAGGCCACACAGUUGGAGGAGAGCAUUGUGAUAAAAAUCAUAUGUAAAUGUCCCCUUGUCUUCUUCCGUUGUUUUUCUGUAGCAUCCCAUGCGACUAGUUUCCACUGUGCUGGUUCUGGCUCAGACACAAAGCUGAAAUUGGAUCUGACGCGAAGUAGCUCAUGGGAGCUUAUCUUUCUCAGUCUCCGAUAACUGCCAUGUCCAAACUAUCACAGCGACACGCUCGCAGGCUUUCCCAGUAGUUUGGCGGUUUGAGCAGGUUCAUUGCUUGUAAAGACAAUUCAUGUUGUCUUUUUUAGAAUUAUACUAUUUUAGUUUUUUUUUUUAAGUGACAGUGUAGAAAGAUUCAAACCUUUCUGCGCUUUCCAUUUUUCUAUAACACUUAUCCUCACUAGGGUUGCAGGUGAGCUGGAACCUAUCCCAUCUGACUUUGGGUAAGAGGCGAGGUACACCCUGGACUGCUUGCCAGCCAAUCACACUCAUAGACAACCAUUCACACUCACGAUCACACCAAUUUAGUCUUCAAUUAACCCAAGAAGCAUGGUUUUAGAAUUUGAACGCUAGCCGGAAUACCUGCAGAAACCCCACGCAAGCAUGGGGAAAACAAGCAAAGCUGCACAGGAAGGCCGGAGCCCAGAUUCGAUCCCCCAGCCUCAGCUGUCAGAACGAACGAAACCUAAAUAGUAUAUGUUUAUUGCUGACCUGUAGCAGUGGGUGCCACGCACUAUCAAAUUAGGUUGGGGUGAUUGGUUGAUGCUGCUGAGCACGCGCGUCUGCCUGCAGCUUUACGCACGCACACUUGCACACAGUGUAGUGACAAUCUCAGUACUGUACUCUCACAUUUUCAGCCUGGUCUGUUUGUACAUAUCAGAAGGAGCACCGUGGUUCGUGUUCUCGAAGCUAAUAGCAUCAAGUAAUCAAAUAAAGCCUUAAGCAGUACGCAAAAUAUUACAUUUCAGCUACCUUUAAACUCUCUUCUCUAUGAUGUCAUUCAAACCACUGGCUAAUUCACCUAAUAGUGUUUCCUAACCUUCAUUAAGCACAUACUGUAUUUUACAUUAGAAAACUUUCACAGCAAUGACAAAUUGACUUACUGCAUGUGAAAUCUGGGGCUGCUUAGUUGAACACGGUUAUUUUGUUGUAUGAAUGGCAGCAGGCGGAUACACAGGUUAAUUGUACCUUCUGCCAUCUAAUGGAAAAGCGUUUAAUUGUUCUGCCUGUCACUAUAUGUUGCCAGCAUAGAUAGAUGAACAAAGAUACAUAAUUUGCAAUAAAUCAUUUUUGGUGCAAUUAAGUGAAAUUGGAUAAAGUGCAUUAGUGGGUUGGGAAUCACUGAACUAAUUGACUGUUGUGUUCAGUAUGGAAGGACAUCCAUCCAGCCGCCGUCUUGACCCCCUCCCCCCCUGGCGUUCAUACUGUUCAAUAUACUGUUGUGGCCAAAGCGCCGUGGCAGCAUGUAGCUCCAAAAACCAUGCAAGUCCACGACUGAAGCUCACAUGCCAGCAUGAGUGUCAUUAUUUGAGGGAAGAAGGAACAACUAGGAACAAACGGAAUCUAUCAAUGUGAAGGAAGGUUGCUGGCUCAUAUGACUCUAGUGGGGGAAAAAAUGUGCAUAACCAAUCAAGCUCCACUUAUUUUUUUCUUUGUUUGUAUUACAUUUUAGUGGUCGUUGUUUAUGCGUGUCCUGUCAUGAAAUCUCACUGCAAAUGCACUCUAAAGAUUGUCUCGGAAUUAUUUUCUUCGUACAUGUUCUGCAUUUGGGACAAUUUGCUCACUAUCGUAGGUGGUGUGGAUUGUGGUGUUUUGUAAAUGUUGUUUUUUUUUUUUCUUCCUAUUUUCUUUAUGAGAGAAUCUGAAGAUUGCCAAUGCAGAAUAAAUUGUCCCAUCUUAAUUUGCAUCAACAGGAAAAAAUGCUUCAGAUUCCUCAUGUUCAUGCUGCAUAGUUGUUGAAUGUGGUUGUUUUGCUCUUUGCUGUUGAGGUCAGUGCCUUCCGUGCCUGCAGCUGGGAUUUUAUGGAGAUCUUGUCUAUGCAAGCUCUUUUCUACCAGCUAACCAGCCUGCAUCAGAUAGUUGUAGCUCCCUUUUGCGUACAUGUUAGCACCUUUUUUAAUUUUAAUCAUCCGAAAUGUUAUGUUGGAUUCUCACAGGUACAUUGUACUUGUACAGCAUCUUAGAAAUCAAUGUUUGUAGACUGAUUGUUGCAUUUAGUUUCACUGAAUCUAUUUUUCUACUGGUGCCUCAAAAGGUGCGCAGCAGUGGUCCUCAAAAAUAAACUGGUUUGAUAUUAUGAAAUUACCUUGAUGUCACGUUUUGUCAAUGAA
Phycodurus eques (leafy seadragon) is the source of this 6532-nucleotide messenger RNA. It is a transcript of the gene btbd7, whose product is annotated as BTB (POZ) domain containing 7. Lineage: Eukaryota; Metazoa; Chordata; Actinopteri; Syngnathiformes; Syngnathidae. Gene Ontology annotation, biological process: morphogenesis of a branching epithelium. Gene Ontology annotation, molecular function: protein binding. The record is from RefSeq and is a predicted model, not a curated record.